AUGUCAAACACCCUUUGGUUUGGCUUGACUUGGCCCAUCCCUUCGAGCGAGGUCGGAGAAGUUUGCUUGUGCGCUUUCGGAGUUGGCUGCUUGCUCGCCUCCCAGCGGCCGAAACUUCGUGCUGCGACAGGUUGCGACUUCCGAAGCCCUAGCUUCAAGGCGUCGAAGGCAUCAUGCAGGGCCCUGACGAGCGUCUUUUCGGAGGUUCCGUCUUUCUUCGGCUUCUCCUUCCCAGAAGAACGCAAGAUCCCUGGCCGACACUUCCAAGCACUCGGGCCCGUCGGACUUCAGAGCUUACAGCUCUCGCAGGAGGUGCUCCAGCACUUGUUUGAGGACGCUCUAUGUGGCGAUGUUUCAGGAGAUGUGCAGCGCAUGCACGACCUUGGCUUCGUGCCAUGUGUAGACCACCCCAAUUUGCCUGGUCAUCAUUACUUGGAGGGCUACUUCCACACCCUUCCUGGUGCCGAGCCCUUCCCCUCAGUGAACCCGCGGUGCGGCAGAGACAUGCUCAAGCCCGCAGCCUCGCUGCGCCUGCGAGCCUUCGCUGAAGGCGUGCGACGGGCCAACUCCGAGUUCUUGGCGCGCAUGGCAGCCGACUGCCCGGAAGACUCCGUGCUGCGGCGGCUGCUGGAGCAAGGCCGUGCUUUCGCUGACCUUGCGGUGCAGAUCCACUGGGGUGAGCCAGUGGGCAAAGAUGACGUUGCCUGGCACGUGGAUGCGCCCAACUCGGCGCUCCACAUGGCGGUCUCGGUUCACGGGCAUCGGUCUUUGAAGAUGAAGCUCAGACAGCCCUUCGAGCUGGAACCUGCGAUCCACGAGGAGUUGCAGGUGCCGGGGGAUGUCUACGUGGGGAACCCGGCAGCCUUUGAGCACGGCCUGGAGUACCCUGCAGCCACCUGGGAGACCCGCACCGUUGCCUUGCAACUGCGGCUGCUCAUCAACGAGGCUGAGAUGCGGGACCCAGACGUCCAUCAGGGUCUUGGUUCUCUGGCGAAGGGCAUUGCGGCCCAGCCUCUGCGGCUGCCAGGGCUGGCAGAGCUCCGAAGAAUCGAAGCCGAACUGGCAGAAGCUUGCUAG
This is a messenger RNA of Symbiodinium necroappetens, 1077 nucleotides long. The record is from the annotation of a GenBank genome assembly. NCBI's taxonomy places the organism in Eukaryota, Dinophyceae, Suessiales, Symbiodiniaceae.